Aspergillus japonicus CBS 114.51 is the source of this 723-nucleotide messenger RNA. RefSeq lists its product as uncharacterized. The transcript has 3 exons. Lineage: Eukaryota; Fungi; Ascomycota; Eurotiomycetes; Eurotiales; Aspergillaceae. The record is from RefSeq and is a predicted model, not a curated record. Bases 1 to 723 code for a protein of 240 amino acids.
AUGACACACGACGAUCGGGAUACACCACUGAGCCUCGCGGUGCAACAAGAGGAGGAAGACUCUUCAGCGGUUGCGGAUGAACUUUCCAAGAUCGGCCUCGAGGCGAUUCUCGAAAUCGACAAGGACUGGCUCGUCUUUCCCGGAAGGACACCAUCGAGUUCAAGCUCACGGCAGUGGAUGAUCGAAGGGACAGUCCUCCGCCUGUGGCGAUUGCAGAUGCUCCAGAAACGCGCGAAACCGGCAAGCAGCACGAAGUCAAGCCAACUUCAAAUAGUUCAGGACCUAGUUGGUGCCAUGCCAGCGGCUCUUUUUCGAUACCGGGAUAAAUGGGGAAACACUCCCUACCAGGCCCGGAUUUUGCAUCUGGAGCGCGAAAGACGUCAGCGAGCUCCGGACGCUUCGACCGCCGACACGCCCAAGAUCAACCCUCGAGAGUUGGUCAAACAAGACGAGAUUACUAGACUUAUCCAGUCCUACUGUAUUCGAAGGCUUCCUCGUCGGGAUGCCCUGACAGCCCUCUACAAGGUUGGCGAAGGUUCUUACAUGAUCCCCCUCAACACCCAGUUGGAUACCAACUACCUUGACCGGCUGUCUCAAAUUCUCAAAUUCGAAAGCAUCCUCAGCUAUGUUGCUCUCCCGCGGCUGUCGGUAGAGGAGGCGAGCACCGCCCCACCCGUGCCAGAGUCACAGCGCAAGCCUCAGAAACAGCAAGUGGCCGGCUGA